Lemur catta (Ring-tailed lemur) is the source of this 2687-nucleotide messenger RNA. It is a transcript of the gene CCL28, whose product is annotated as C-C motif chemokine ligand 28. Gene Ontology annotation, biological process: positive regulation of cell-matrix adhesion; immune response; cell chemotaxis. The transcript is spliced from 4 exons. Gene Ontology annotation, molecular function: chemokine activity. The record is from RefSeq and is a predicted model, not a curated record. The coding region runs from base 1 to 477 and encodes 158 amino acids. Gene Ontology annotation, cellular component: extracellular region. NCBI's taxonomy places the organism in Eukaryota, Metazoa, Chordata, Mammalia, Primates, Lemuridae.
AUGCAGCAGACAGGACUCACUGUCGUGGCCUUGGCUGUCUGUGUGGCCCUACACACCUCGGAAGUCCACCCGCUGAGAAAAAAAUCGCACCACCUCGCCAGUGGCGCCAAGCAGGUUUGCCCGCGCAAAGACGGAAAGGCUGCGGGAUGUCGCCCAGCCAUACUUCCCAUUGCCUCCAGCUGUUGCACUGAGGUUUCACAUCAUAUUUCCAGAAGACUGCUGGAAAGAGUGAAUUUAUGUCGCAUCCAGAGAGCUGAUGGGGACUGUGACUUGGCUGCUGUCAUCCUUCAUGUGAAGCGCAGAAGAAUCUGUGUCAGCCCACACAAUCAUACUAUUAAACAAUGGAUGAAAGCUCAAGCAGCCAAAAAAAAUGGAAAAGGCAACCUUUGCCACAAGAAAAAACCCCACAACAAGAGGAACAGUAACAGGUCACAUCAGGGGAGACAUGGAACAUAUGGCCAUAAAACUCCUUAUUAGAGAGUUUACAAAUGAAUCUACAAAGACAGUUCUUCCAGUGAACUUGGCCAUGGUUUGUUAUAAACUUAUCACCUGAAUUUUCCUUAGUGGCAGACAACAGGGCAAGACAAAAUAUUGGUUUUAAAAACUGAACAAUUGCAUAGUAUGCAAAAUGUAGCCCAUAAUAUACACUUAACUGAAAAGUGAGAUGGAAAGAUAAUACUUAUCUUCAUAUAAUAUUUUAAGAGGACUAUGUAGAUACAAUUUCUCCAACUUUUUUAUUACGAAGUUUUCCAAACCUAUAGAGAAAUUAAAAGAAUGGUACAAUGAACACCUGUAUAUCUCUCAUCUAGAAUAACCAUUGUUAAUAUUUUGAUGCAUUUGCUCUCCCUCUUUUCUCUUUGUAUGCGUAUCUGUAAAAUAUUUUAUACGCAUAUAUAACUUUUUUGCUCAAGCAUUUGAAAAUAAAUAAGUUGCAAACAUCAUGACACUUCACCCCUAAUUUCUUUUCGGUUUAUAACUUGGCAUCCCCCAAGAAUAAACACAUUUUCCUAUGUAAUCACAUUGUCUUAUGCCUAAAAAAUUAACAGUUUUACCAUAUUUAUAUAUAUAUUCAAUAUUCAAAUUCCCCCAACUAUUUUCAGAGCAUUUUAUAUAGUUUUUUUCACUCCAGUAAGCAAUCACGGUUGACAUACUGCAGUUGAUCAUUAUAUUUCUUUAGUAUCUUUCAAUCUAAGAAAAUCUCUCUGCUUUUUUUUCCCCCCCUUUCUAGUCUAGGCCAGAAUCUGUUUCACAUUCUGGGUUUGUCUGAUUGUUUUCUUAUGAUCAGGUUCAGGUUUAACAUUUUUGGUUAAGAAUUUCCUAUGCGAAUUUGUAUACUUCUUAUUGUGUCACUUAGAGUUCAUGAACAUUAGAGUUUAUUUUCUAAAUAGAAAAGUUUACACUGACUAUCACUUUAAAACAUCUAAUUUGAGUAGCUACUGUUUGGAUUGACAGAUUCUGAUGCUGGAGGAAAAAAAAUGUCUGCUUUGCUCCUUAGAACCUUCUGACUUCCAGUCAAUUCUUGGAGCAGCAUUAGUUAGGGGUGCAGAGUUCAUUCCCGUGUGGGUGAUUUUACACUCUGCCUGAAUAAGGAGUCAAUAUCUUUUAACUCCUAACCCAUUUUCCCCACACGCUGUGAGUUGAUUCCUAUUGUGCCAUGCCUCUUUUGGCUUCCUUUUUGUCUACAGAGCCUUUGAGAUACAUAGUAAGAGCUCAAUUUUAUAAACAGCCAGCAGAGAGCAGGGGCCAGUUUACCAGGUGUCAGGUUCCUCAGCCUCCCUGCUGGCUAGUCCCAGGCAAUGGUGUAAGGAUGACUUGGAGGUGAUAAUGGGACACACAGAGGUUCUGAGCCUGAUGUAGAUUAAAAUACCACUAAAAUUGGCCUUUUUCUCAUAACUCUCAUUGACACUAAUUUAGCACGUGAUUGAUUUCUUCCCACCAACAAUCCUGCAAGCUUUGUAGUAUUAAUAUUUCUACUUUAUGCAUAAGGAAACCUGAGGCUUUUAGAGAUCAAAUGACUUCCCCAGGGUCACAUAGUAAGUAGUAGGGACAAGCCUUCUUAAAAAAGUAUUUAACGGAGUUGCUGGCUAAAAAAAAAGUAUUUAACGAAAUAUGAGAGUAAUGUAAAAAUAAAUCACAAGUUUAAAAUUAAUCAUAAUAACCAACAUGAAUAAAGAAAUGAAAGUAUUGGUCUCUAAUUCUUUCAACCAACAAAUUAUUUUCAAUUUUGUCUCUUCUAGUCCAGAUCCACAAUUCUACACAAAAUGCAAAUACCUUAAACUUUGUCUGAGGAUAGUGUACCUGGUAGAUCAGAUUCUUAAAGAAAUUCCAUUUUAUAGGGUAUCACAUGUGCUUAGUAAAACAUUGUAUCACUGUUACUAUACUAGGUAUUAUUAUAGUACUAUGAGUAAAUACUAUUACUGUACUAUGCUACUGUAUUAUGAGUAAAUUACCCAGGUUAAUCCCCUACAUUUUCUUUUUUAAAAAUGACGUUUUUAUUGAAGUAAUACAGGUUUGUGAUAAAAGAAAAUCAAAAGUACAGAGGGAUUUAUAAUAAAAAUAGCAUCCUACUACCCUAACCUCUCUAUCCCCAGACCUACACUUCCUUAAGGCGACCUAUUGUAACCCUUCUAAAAGUUUAAGUUCUAGCGAUUACCUCCAUAAUUUCAAAUUAAAUGCUUAAAAUAUCA